Peniophora sp. CBMAI 1063 is the source of this 336-nucleotide messenger RNA. The record is from the annotation of a GenBank genome assembly. NCBI's taxonomy places the organism in Eukaryota, Fungi, Basidiomycota, Agaricomycetes, Russulales, Peniophoraceae.
AUGCAUUCUACGACACACGCUCGGGUGUGCUUCAUGGCUGUCGUUGGGCAUGCGCUCGGCCGAGCAUCUCUCUCCCGAGCGCUCCCCAGACAACUGAUCGCAGACUUGACCACUCAACGCUGUCUCGAGGCGCUCUUCUACAUCUUCUCGGCUAACGAUCUUUCGUUGUUCUUCCUCCUCAUCGAGCAUGAGCUUCCCCACAUUCUGCGCCGCGCCACGCCGAAGAAGGGCGAAGUUGAAGAGAAGGCGGCGGCGCAGGUAGCACGGCCUGGUGUUUUGCUUCGCAACCUUCUCGACCGGCAGUCAUCGCUCAAGAUGUCUUCGUUCCGAUACUAG